UACCAUUCCCUUUACCAUCUCAGUUCUUAUCUCCGCUUUCCAUAGCUUAGGUACCGACAGGGUAUGAGCUCACCAUCUCAUGAUCUCAGGGAACUGUCAUAAGGAUCAGAAUUCUUUGUUUAUGGUUCCAGGUAGUUUAUUUAAAAUGGACCAGAAAUAUCUGUUAUGGUGUAUUUGUUUCUGGUUUUUGACUUGCUCCCUACUCCAUGCCUCAUCUGAUGGAUUACUGAGAGUCAAACUUAAGAAGAGACCCUUGGAUCGCAAUACUCUGGAUGCAGCAAGAAUUGUGAGGAAAGAGAACAUGCAUAGUCAAAAUAAUGCAUUUCAUCAUAAUCUUGAAGAUUCUGAUAUUGACAUAGUAUCCCUCAAAAACUACAUGGAUGCCCAAUACUUUGGUGAGAUUGGUAUUGGCUCACCUCCGCAAAACUUUUCUGUCAUUUUUGACACUGGAAGCUCGAACUUGUGGGUCCCAUCAUCAAAAUGCUUCUUUUCUGUGCCAUGUUAUUUUCACCAUAAGUACAAGUCAGGUUCAUCAAGUACUUACAGAAAGAAUGGAAAGUCAUGUAAAAUAACUUAUGGUUCUGGGACAAUUUCUGGUUUCUUCAGCCAAGACAGUGUACAAGUUGGUGACCUAGUUGUUAAAGAUCAGAUUUUCAUAGAGGCAACAAAAGAAUCAAGCCUGUCAUUCUUACUGGCAAAGUUCGAUGGCAUUCUUGGUCUUGGUUUUCAAGAAAUAUCUGUUGGCAAUUAUCCACCCAUUUGGUAUAACAUGGCUAAGCAGGGACUUAUUGAGAAUAAGGUUUUUUCUUUCUGGCUUAAUAGAGAUACUGAUGACAUGAAUGGUGGUGAAAUUGUUUUUGGAGGUGUUGACUCAAAGCAUUACAAGGGUGAUCAUACUUAUGUUUCAGUUUCUCAUAAAGGAUAUUGGCAGUUUGAGAUGGGUGAUUUUCUAAUUGAUGGCCAGUCUACUGGCUUCUGUUCUGGAGGUUGUUCUGCUAUUGUUGAUUCUGGGACUUCCUUGCUGACUGGUCCCACAACUAUUAUAGCCCAAGUCAAUCAUGCCAUUGGUGCUGAAGGAAUCGUUAGCAUGGAAUGUAAAGAAAUUGUUAACGAAUAUGGGGAAAUGAUACUUGAAUUACUGAUAGCAGAGACACGACCAGUGAAAGUGUGCAGGAAGAUUGGCCUGUGUGAAUUUGAUGGAGCUCAAUAUGUCAGCACUGACAUACAAUCUGUCCUUGAGAAGCAAAAGGACAAAACAUCUGUUAAUCAAGAUGUUCUAUGUACUUUUUGUGAGAUGGCUGUUAUAUGGAUUGAAAAUCAGCUCCGACAAAAUCAAACUAAAGAACACAUAUUAGCUUAUGCAAAUGAGAUUUGUGAACGCCUGCCAAGCCCCAUGGGAGAGUCAGCUGUUGAUUGCAAUCAGAUUGCAAGCAUGCCAAAUGUUGCAUUUACUAUUGGGAAAAGAACAUUUAGUCUAACUCCAAAAGAGUAUGUUCUCAAAGUCGAGCAAGGAGGCACAGCAGUCUGUAUAAGUGGCUUUACGGCAAUCGAUAUACCUCCUCCUCAGGGACCUCUCUGGAUUCUUGGAGAUGUCUUCAUGGGCGCUUAUCACACGGUCUUUGAUUUUGGCAAUAACAGUAUAGGGUUUGCCAAGUCUGCUUAAGAGGAUUGCAGUGCAACUUAGCUCAUAUUUACCUGUUUAUAGCCUUGUAGAUAACAGUGAGCUAAAAGGUGGAUGUUGAAAUGUAGACUAAUACAAAUAUAAACCGCUCCGGUACCCAUGGUAGGCAAGUUUGUAUGUUGCUAAGUAUCCAGAUAUUUUAAGGCCGACGUGUUUGGUCAUACAGUUUAUAAAUAUCAAAAUAAUGGGGCCAUAGACUAUGUGGAUUCAUACUUUAUAUGUUUGGUUGUACAAGAAAUUUCUGUUUAUCCUCUUCUUUCAAA
Molecule: messenger RNA, 1944 nt
Organism: Musa acuminata subsp. malaccensis (wild Malaysian banana)
Lineage: Eukaryota; Viridiplantae; Streptophyta; Magnoliopsida; Zingiberales; Musaceae
Product: aspartic proteinase
Biological process (GO): lipid metabolic process; proteolysis
Molecular function (GO): aspartic-type endopeptidase activity
Source: RefSeq, a predicted model, not a curated record